CUGCCGAGAAUCACCAACCGGCUAAAUAUCCAUAUAAUUUGAAUUCAUACAUAGGAAAUCUUCUAUCCUUCCUGUAAAUAAGUUUCAUUUUAUAAUUAUAAAAAAAAAAUUCACAGAAACAGAAAUCUGUUAGUUUUCUGUUAAUCACAUGUCUAAUUCAUUGGAUUCACAAACUCAGCAAGGAACAGACCCAAACCUUUUAUCUGAACAAACACGCACAAAUGCUGAAAACAUAAUUCGCCAUGCUGGAAAUUCCAGCAAUAGACCACAAUUUCUAGAAUGCCUGCAAGAAAUUAUUCUCUCCUCUAUUGUAGAUGAUAAGAUAUCAAUUGGGGAUGUUGAAGCUACAUUGAAAUACGCGUUGGAUAUUUCCGGAGAAAACAAUGCAUUGUUGACUUCCAGUCUUAUAGACAUAUUUUGGCUUUUUGAUAACGAAUUAGAGAAUUUAUGUCUUCCAAACGACUCGCAAAAGUCAAGGGAAAAGCUGAACUAUUUAGCUAAUAGCCUAAAAUCUUCCCUUUCUAAAGAGACGCUAUUGUCUCGUCUUGAUAGCAAAUUUUUGGAAACGAUAAAUCUAACAUCCAACGGAGAUUUACUAAAUAGAAAGAUUGCUAGGACGAAUACAUCUCUACUUUAUCGCCAGAAGAAGUUCAAUCUAUUACGUGAAGAGAAUGAAGGAUAUUCUAAAUUGAUGGUCGAACUUAUUGAUGGUCUUAACUGUUUUCAUUCUAAUUCUUUGGAUGCACACAUUCUUUCUCAGCAUAUUAAUGAACGAAUUAAAACAAUCAUCGGAUCUUUUGACUUGGACCCCAACAAGGUUUUGGAUACUAUCCUUACAAUAUUUUCUUCUAAUAUUGUCUAUGGUUGGAAAUUCUUCCUUAAAUUAUUAAGGGAUAGUCCUUGGAAGCCCGAGAGCCAAAAAAAGUUUUGGAAAGAUAUGUCAUAUGAUGAACAAGAGAAAGAACUAGGAACUUUUGUCUGCGAAGAAGAGAAUCUUUCCUUCAGUUCUACCUUCAGCGGUAAAAAAAAUACAAUGGCCCAGAUACUUGGACAUGAUUUACAAUACCUUUAUAACGAAAAAGAGUUUACCGAUGACUCAAUAUGUUACUUAAUCGCAAUUUUAAUAAAGUAUGGCUUCUUUGGACUGGAUAACAUUUGGCCUCAUCUGUCUCCUUCAGAUGAUGAAAUGAGCAAAGAGUGGGAUCAAUAUAAAGAGAAGAUUGAUGAUUUGUCAUUUAAAGCGAAAGGAAAUGCAUUAACUAUGGCUGCUCCUUUACCAGAUGAGGAGUCAGAAACGGGUGAGACAGCAAGCAUUGCUUCGGAGACACCACAGGAACCAACAAAACCAAAGGUAUCUCAAAAGAUUGGCUUGCUUAAGGCUUUGUUGGCAGUCGGGGAGCUAAAGACUUCACUAGUAAUAUUGGGACGAUAUCCUUUUGUUCUGCGAGCUUUUCCUGACGUCGCAAAUUUAUAUCAUAAGUUGUUACAUGUUUCAUUUGCUCCUGUAUAUAGUUCCUUCAGUCCCCAGAAAGACCUUUCCGAUGAAAUACGAGAACGGCUGAAACAGCCUAAAUACGUUCCUACAGACGUCCGGUUACGUGAAAUUACACUUCGUCCUCCUGACAAGAAAACAAUAGUGUAUGGAAUUGAUCCUUUUGGACAUCGCGAAGAUAGGACGCAGCAAGAGGUAUUUUUUUACGAAGACUUUAAAGCGGAAAAUCUUCCUAUCUUGAGAACCCUUGACAAUUUUAAUCAAAUUGGCAUUCCUUGGUUAAAAUUAUCAGGAAUCGCUCUUCAUUAUGAUCCUUCUUUGGUCAUUAAGCUCUGCCGUAUCGCUAGAGGUUUUGUUAGCAAAAGUACACAAGGGCAAGACCUUUGGUUGGACAUAAUUCGUGUUAUCUUACUCCCGGUUUCAAGCUUAGUAGGCGUCAACAUUGAUUUAUCAAAUGAGCUUUAUAACUUAUUAACACUAUACGAUCCUUCAACAAGAUACGCACUAUAUGGCGAAUGGUCAAGUACUACUAUAAAAAAAUAUCCCGAAAUGAAACUUCAGGUAAUAAAUACCGAGCGCGAAGCAAAGGGAAUUUUAAGACGACUGACAAAAACAAAUGUCAAGCAGACAGGUAGACUCCUUGCGAAAGUAUGCCAUCCUAAUCCUUACCCCGUAUUUUCAAUUGCACUUAAUCAAAUAGAAACCUACGAUAACCUAGUCGAGGUAAUUGUGGACUCAGCUCGUUUUAUGACUGCGCUUGAUUUUGAUGUUUUAACAUUUGCAAUACUUUCCUCGUUCUCAAAUGAAAUGAAGAAGAGACUGAAACCUGAUGGAACAAGUAUUGCACAUUGGCUACAGGGUUUAGCUUCCUUUUGUGGAAGAGUCUUUCGAAAAUACCCUAAUUUAGAUUGCACAUUUAUUGUUGAAUAUGUCAUUAAACAACUGAAGCUAAAUCAAAUGUUUGAUCUUAAAGUAUUGAAAGAAUUGUUAUCUCAAAUGACUGGAUUACAGCCUUGGACGAACUUAUCAGAUACGCAGCUUCAAGGAGCUGCAGGGGGACCCUUUCUUCGAGAAAUUAGCUUGUCAUUGAUUUACGAAAAUAAGGAUUCACUUAAGAAGUGCUUUUCACACCUUUUUACGACCUUACGAAGAAACAGGCUUGUUACCCAAUUAGUUAUACUACUUGCCCAAAAAUUUAGUAGUAGCAUAUAUGAUGUGACAGAUGAUAAUUCACAUUUAAAGCUCGUAUCAGCUUUAUAUGAUGAUUGUUGCGAUGUUCUUUAUUUACUCAUGGAGUUUUUGAAUAUAACUUGCGGUAAACGUGAGUAUUAUGAGUUAUUGCCUUCGUUUGAUGAAUUAGUUAAAGAAUACCAUAUUCAACCUCAUGUCGCGUUUUUUAUACUACGAUAUAGACAUUUGAAGCCUGACACUGCGACUAUGAAUGAGUAUGCAGAUGAUACUAUGGAUAUUGAUAGUGAUGCUAAUGGUAUUACUAACACCGAAGACUCAACUAUGACUGAUUUUCCAGUGGAGACAUCUUCUAUAGUUGAUUUGCUUCCUGAAAAUGUUUGGGAAUGUAUAAACCCAGACUUAUAUGAAUCAUUUUGGAAAUUUUCAAUUUAUGACAUCUAUGUUCCUUUAGAACGCUAUGAAAAUGAAAGUAAUCGUGCAUUUGAGCAAUUUCGCCAAAUCGAGGCUUCGGGCCAGCCAUAUUCUAAGCAAAAGCAAGACUGUCAAAAACUCAUGUAUUUGUCGGAAAAUUUACGAAAAGAACUAAAGGAGCAUAUUCAAUCGUUGGAAAGUAUAAGAAAAGGCCUGCAAAACAAGUGUACUAAAUGGUUUCUUCCUAUGGAUACACAACAAUUACGUCCUAGAGGACUUGCCUCAAAAUAUAUAUGGAGUUACUGCAUUGCUCCCAGACUAAGAAUGGGUCCUCUUGAUGCUCUUUACUGUGCAAAAUUUAUCAAGUUACUUCAUUCACUUAAUACUCCUAACUUUUCUACCAUAUCUUUUCUCAACAAGCUCUUUGAUUCCCAUCUUCCGUCUUUCAUUUUCGCAUUAACUCCUCGAGAAUCGGAUAGCUUUUCUAGGUUUCUUUUUGAAAUAUUAAGCGACGUGACAAAUUGGUACGAAGAUAAAAAUGCGUAUGAAAAAGAAUGUUUAGGAAAUGGCUCGCUUACUGGUUUCCGAGUUGAUUGGCUUGACGAAAAUAAUCACUCUCUUCUGCCGCAUAGCAAGUUUAUACUCCUUGUAAGUAAAUGGCACAAACAGUUGACACAAUACUUUGAGCAUUGUUUAUUGUCCGGGGAGUACAUGCAUAUUUACAAUGCAAUAAUCAUCUUGGAGAAACUACUCCCAUGUUUUCCUUUGAUUCAAGAAAGUGGGCAAUCAUUGAAGAAAGCGGCUGAGAAACUUAAAGAAAAUGAGAAGCGUGAAGAUAUAAAAAUAUUAGCAUUAGGUUAUUUUGCUAAGCUUUGUAAAAAAGAGACCACCUGGGUUUCAUUUAACACAUUCUCGGGGACUGUGAAACCCAAAGAUCUAACCGCGGUUACCGAGAAGCAUACUUCAGCUGAUAUAGUCAGUAAAUCUCAAGGUCCGGAUAACACCAUUACGGGCGCUUCAAACUUGAACGCUAGUGCUGCAGAAUUUGUUCCUAAGGCUGAGAACCGACAAACGAAAAGUCCAAUUGCUGGUAAUAUGGCUUCUGUGGUGACUGACCAGAAUGAGAAAAAGCCUACAAACGAUACAGGCUUUGAUGAAACGGUUAGACCUGCAGUGCUAGAGAAAAGUUCAGCAACCGAAAGUCCAGAAGGUGUACGCAGCCAACGCUCCAAAACGUCGCAAUCCGAGGAAUUUAAAAGAAAAGAGAGGGAACGCGAAAGGAGAUUCAGAGGCACAUAUACGAGAAAUAUAGAGAAACCCCAAUCUCGUGGGCCACAAGAAAAUGAAAGGAAUUCAUCACGUUAUACAAAACGUGAUCCACCAAAAAGAGAAACGAGGCCUGAAGAUGAAAAUAGAGGUGAUCGCUGGCGUUCCACCUCUUCCCAAAAUCGGAAUGCUCGUUCUAAUGAAAGUCAAAAGCGAACAGAGGCAAAUACUGAUGAAUCUUCUGAUUUUGGUCGAUUCAAAACCAGAGACGAUGAUGACAGAGAAGCUCGUCAUCAAACCUCAUCAAGAUCCAACAGAAAUGGUAAAAACAAUAGGAGUAAUGAUAGAAAUGAUUCUGGUCCUCGAGGUUCCAGUCAGUCUUCUGAAAGACAAGCUAGAUCCGCUCAUACUCCUGUGUCUGGUCAUUCUGAUGAGGGUAGGAAAGAUGAACAACGGAACAUCGGUUCUAAUAGACGAAUGAGACAAGAUGAAAGAAGAGAACGAGACUCUCGUUUACAGAAAGAGCGACAACGUGAUAGACCAUCAAUGCGUUCUGGUAGAGAUGAAAAGAGAAGACGAUUCCAAUAAACAAUCCUCUAACGUAUCAUUUUUCUUCUUCCUUUCAAGGUUUGUUACUAUAGUGUAAAUUAACUUGCAAUUUUAUUAAUUAAAUAAACGAACGUAAAUUUGAAACAUA
Messenger RNA from Schizosaccharomyces cryophilus OY26, 5057 nucleotides. RefSeq names its product THO complex subunit Tho2. Gene Ontology annotation, molecular function: mRNA binding. NCBI's taxonomy places the organism in Eukaryota, Fungi, Ascomycota, Schizosaccharomycetes, Schizosaccharomycetales, Schizosaccharomycetaceae. The record is from RefSeq and is a predicted model, not a curated record. Bases 149 to 4948 code for a protein of 1599 amino acids. Gene Ontology annotation, cellular component: THO complex part of transcription export complex. The transcript is spliced from 2 exons. Gene Ontology annotation, biological process: mRNA processing; mRNA export from nucleus.